Lindgomyces ingoldianus is the source of this 1017-nucleotide messenger RNA. RefSeq lists its product as uncharacterized. Bases 1 to 1017 code for a protein of 338 amino acids. The record is from RefSeq and is a predicted model, not a curated record. The transcript is spliced from 2 exons. Lineage: Eukaryota; Fungi; Ascomycota; Dothideomycetes; Pleosporales; Lindgomycetaceae.
AUGGUUCCCCAACAAUCGAAGAAGCGCCUGGUGGUAUGCUGUGACGGGACGUGGAAUGACAGUGUCAGUACCGACAAUCCGCUAACGAACGUUUCGCGUCUGUCCCGCUGCGUUGAGGAGAUCGCGGAAGAUGGAAUCCUCCAAGUUGUCUACUAUCACACUGGCGUUGGAUCUGGGACUUCCAAGCUGAGUAACAGCGUCGAUGGAGCCACAGGUCGCGGGCUUUCAGCAAAUAUUCGCGACGCUUACAGCUUCAUCUGUAAUAACUACAAUUUCAAAGACGGCAAUGACGAGAUCUUCCUUGUUGGGUUUUCCAGAGGUGCCUUUACCGUGCGCUGCAUUGCUUCCCUCAUUGAGGACAUCGGCUUGCUCACCAAACGCGGGCUAGCGAAUCUCCACGCUUUAUACGACUCUUGGAAUUCUAAAAGUAAGGACGCUAUCCAGUUGGAGCUCGAAACAGGCCAACUUGAGAGGAAAGGGGUCUUGAAAAGACACAUCCAAAUCGAAGCAUGUGCCGUUUGGGAUACCGUUAGUGCUCUUGGUGUUCCCAUUCCUUUUGGACUUCCGCAACCAGCGUCAAAGAAACUCGCUUUUGUGGAUACCAAGAUCCCAAAGGUGGUGAGGAACGCUUUCCAUGCUUUGGCCUUGCACGAGCGUAGGAAGCAUUUCGAGCCACUCCUUUGGGAUCAUCCGAGGGAACAAAACGUCAAUUUCCGACAGUGUUGGUUCUUCGGUUCACAUAGUGAUGUAGGUGGGGGUUAUGAAGAUGCUGGACUAGCCAAUCUUACAUUGAUAUGGAUGAUCGCUCAGUUCCAGACAUUCACCACCCUAUGCUUUAGCAUGGAAACAUUGCUCCAUUUUUUGGCCCCAGAUCAACAGAUUGAACAGGAAAAGAGUUGGAGUUUUGGUUCACAUACAUCAUAUGAGUGGGAACGGUCCUAUUCAACCAUCCGCAGUAAAAUAGAUGAAGGUGCGUUGCAUCUCUCACAUGGACAUGCUUUCUUAUCUAGUUUCUAG